CCUUAUUUGACACAUUAUAACACUGUUUCUUGCGAGAUGUUGACAUCGGAUGCCACACAUCUUCAUUUCUCUCUGUGUUUUGUGUUUAUUGGACCGCGGUCGAGUAUAUUAUUAAGCGUUGUCUAACCAAUAGCAGGCAAUACGAAACGUUUGACCAAUUAGUGGUUGAUGUGGGCUACAUCUCGUAAUUCUGUUUAAUUGCACACAAUGCAAGACUCAGCAUCACAGCGCAGAUGUAUUGCGUGUUUCAAGGGAUCUCGGGAAGAACGAUAACGAAAGAGAGGCCAGGCAUGGAGGAGAGGAGGUGUGCCACUGUCGGGGCACCGGGGGACCCAAAGCUCCCAACGUCGGUGGUCAAGACCGGCCAAUCAGCUGAGGCCCACCAGAGCAGCGUGGGUGAGGAGGUGAUGGCACCCGUCAGAGUGAAGGAGGAGGACGUCUCCGAGGUGCCGCUGAAGGUGCCCAGGUUCCAAUACGUGGAUUUCCCCUCGUUGCAUCAGUGCAUCCGGCAGAUGACCGUGCCUCCUGUGGACAGCUGGCUGGAGGGCUUCCCGCUAGAGAGGUCCUCGGCACGCACAACCCUCAGCCCUAAAGAACCAGUCCAGCCCAAGUUUAAGUACGUGGAUUACCCGUCUCUGCACCACUGCAUCAAGCAGCUGUCGGUGCCUCCUCUGGAGAGUUGGAGCUCAGGCCUAGGCAGGCCCCGGGGAGGUGGAGGAGACAGAGGCAGACCUAACUCUAACCCACAAUCCGUCUCCCAGCCCCACUCUGCGCAGGGACAUCAGACAGGAGAGGACAGUGCUGCACGCACACACAGACAGGGGGCGUACACAGCUUUCCCAUUCCCCGGUCCUGAGCCUGGCUCCGUGCAAGAGGUGACCCCCUCUGACCAGGCCGGCGGACGGCAUCUGAGUUGCCCCACCAGAACCUGGUCCUCAGGAAGCCCCUGUGGCUCCCACAGUCCGCCUAAACGACCCUCCAAUCUAGUAUCUUCUGGAAGCAGCAACAACAGAGGAACGAGUUUGUUCACCGGGCGUGAUGACGGAUCAUCUGCUGACCACAAAUCCGCUGACGGGGUGAUACAGAGGAACACAACUCGUCCUGUCCAACGGGUCCGGGCGGACCACGGCAACACGCUGCAUCAAAACCGGUUCUGGAGAACCGUACCAGAGUCUGUCUGUCCAUUCUGCCAAAAGAUGUUUUCAGAUUCAGAGGAAUUACGCGUCCAUCAGAGAAGCCAUUUGGAGAAAAGGCCUCACUGACACCUUGGGUGAGGAGAAGUUUGUCUGACAGUGAGGAAGAAGCUCCUGGUCUACUAGCUGAGACACUUCAGAGUGAGACACUCUCUAAAGGCUUGAUGGUUAAAGAAAUGCCUUCUGUCUCAGUACUUUAGUGCUCAUGCACCUUUUAGUACUUUCAAAUUGUCUGACAUCAGAGACAACAGUGGUCUUAAUUGGCCUGCCGUGACUCUCGAGGGUCCUACAGCUCUUCAAAGGUUUAUUUUACUAUGACGGGAUACACAGACAGGAAGAUCAGCAAAUUAAUUGUUGUUUUCGAUGUCAAGAAUUAGACUGAAAUGCAGUGCAUUCAUUAUUGUGUGUGUAUAGCUUUAAUGUUGUUUUCUUCUUCUUCUUUGGAAUGAAUGCCAAUGUCUCCCUGUUUACACGCUCUCGCGGGUGUUGUUUUCCUUUAUGGCCUGAACACUAAAUAAGGGUGUCGGCCCCUAUCCACUGGGGAAGGCCGUCUGGUCAGACAUUUGAAGCUGAAGAUACAGUUCCCUCUAACUUUCAGCCCUUUGACUUGAGCUGUAGGCUAAAGCAACACAGGCUGUUUAAUAAUUUCCUACCCAGUGUUUUUAUGAUUUGUAUGUUGAUGUUUUGAUUACAACGAUUAGGCCCCUGUGUCAUUGCUCGUUUUGUCUCUAAUGAACAUAAUACUUAAAAUUUGCUUUCAAAUGUUAACUGUUAGUGUGCAUUAAAGAUUUUAUAUCCAAAAAAGAUCUA
Molecule: messenger RNA, 2003 nt
Organism: Hypomesus transpacificus
Lineage: Eukaryota; Metazoa; Chordata; Actinopteri; Osmeriformes; Osmeridae
Exons: 3
Coding region: 234-1262 (342 amino acids)
Source: RefSeq, a predicted model, not a curated record